GCUAUCUGAGUGCGGCAGUCGAGAAAGAACAGGACAAUAAUUGCUCCACAGAAGAAAAAAAGAAAUAAAGUUUUCACAGCUCAAGAACGACGUUGAUUUCGUCGCUGUGAUUCAUCCGCACAGUAGCCUACAUUCCAUGCGAACCCUGGACUGGCUGCGGAAAGACUACCCCGGGAAUUACGACACAUCCUCCCGCAGCAGCGCGUCUCCGGCUCAGCCAGAAUCCUUCACAAGCGGCAGCAGUAUCGGCAGUCCAAUUUCUACCUCAAGCUAUCAGAAACACCGGGUCGAUAUGCCGGGCUCGAGUAGUGCCUUUAUUCCCACUAUUAACGCCAUCACCACCAGCCAGGACCUGCAGUGGAUGGUUCAACCCACAGUCAUCACCUCAAUGUCCAACCCGUACACACACUCACACCCAUACAGGCUCCCUGUGUCCAGCGGUAGCGCUCUCCUGGGCCACACAGCGCUGUCCCGGCCCGGAGUGAUCCGCUCCAUCGGGGACGCUCGUGGUCGACGCAAGAGAGAUGAGCAAGUGAGACACUUUUGGUUGACCCCAGAGGAGGAGGAGAAGAGAAGAGUGAGAAGGGAGAGGAACAAACUGGCUGCGGCCAAGUGCCGCAAUCGGAGGAGAGAGCUCACAGAGAUGCUUCAAGGAGAGACUGAGAAGCUUGAAGAGGAGAAGGCAGAUCUGCAGAAAGAGAUCGAGACGCUCCAGAAGGAGAAGGACAAGCUGGAGUUCAUGCUGGUGGCCCACAACCCCGUGUGCAAGCUCCCUCCCGAGGACCGGCACGAGGUCGACCCGCGGCAGUGCGCUCCUCUGCCGCUGACCAUGCGCGCCCCGGCACAUCGCUACCACGUGAGCCACCUCAACCCGGUCGUGGUGAAACAGGAACCUCUGGAGGACGACGACGACGACGACGAAGACGACGACGAAGACGACGACGAGGUCGGCGCGCUCCAGCCGUCCGUCAUCAAGCCCAUCGCCAUGGGAGGCGGCAUGUUCUGCUCGGAUGGCGAGAGCCUCAACACACCGGUGGUGGGCGCGUCCACCCCAGUGUCCACUCCCAGCGCGGCCAGCCUCAUCUUCACCUACCCCAGCAUGCUGGAGCCGGAGAGCCCCUCCCCGUCGUCUGAGUCCUGCUCAAAGGCCCACCGCCGUAGCAGCAGCAGCGGAGGGGAUCAGUCCUCCGAUUCACUCAACUCUCCCACCCUCCUGGCUCUCUAAAGGAGCAGAAAUGCCCCAAGCCCUCACAGGAACCCCCCCCCCCCUCCUCAGCCAUAUGGGUCACAGAACCCGCCCCCCCCUCCCUCCCCAGCCAUGUGGGGGCGCUCAAGAGGUCUUUGCCCCUCUGGUGAUCAACAGAACCCUCAAGGGCUAAAUCACUUUACUUUCUUUGUUUUGUUUGUUUGUUUUUCCAUCAGUUUGUGAUUUCCCCCCUGAAGUUAAUACUCUUGUCUACACUGUAUACAGUCACUCAGUCAUUCAGCAUUUCAUCUCAGAACAUCUGAUAGACUGUCCAAGACAGAUAAUCAAAGACAAUCCUAUGGAAGGGCAAGAAGGAAACAACAACAACAACAACAACAACAACAACAACACAAUAAUGAUAACAAUAACAAUAACUGAAACAUAGCCAUAGAAAUCCAAAUAUUUUAUUAUCAGCAUCAACAAAAGAAAUUGAGGAUGAAGUGCUGAAUUGUGUCCAAGUUUUUGUGCUAAAGGUCAUCACAUUCUUACACUGGUAUGCAUGGAUGAGUGGAUGGAAAAUGCAAGACGCAGACACAAAAUAGAUUCAGCAGUCUCACAUUUCCAGCAUAAUAUAUAUCCUCACAGAAAAGAACUCUGGACACUACAGAGAGACAGAUAUCCUUCUACAUGUCCUUUCACACCCCAUCCUAUAUAUUCCCCAUGUUGAGAUUUUCAGGUCCUCUGUUGUGACGCUGUGUUCUGUCAUAGAUGUAGCUUUUUGUCUAAACUCCACUGGUUUAGCCUACCAUUCAGUGUCUCAAAGAAAAAUUAAUUAUUAUAGCCCUACAAAUGCAACACUGUACUUUCGACGGGUUAAAAGGCAUAGAUAAAUACUUUUGCAUCAAUUUUCUACCUUUGAUAAAGAAUUUAAAAAGAAAAUGACGUCAGGGAUUUUUUUUUGAUCUAUGUGAGUGGACCUGCUCAUGCACAAGCAUUACCAAGACUCGCGGCACACAGUCAUUUUUGAUUGGAAAGUUAUUUUGUACUGUGAGAUGAUAUGAGAUGCUCAGAUACAACAGGUCAAAUCUUCUACCCUUUACGACAUGGCAAUAUGACCUUUUCUUUGGGAGACACUGUGGUUUACAAUAUUAACUACAUAUUUUGUAAAUAUAAUGUUUUGUAUAUGUAUAUGCAGAUAAGUUAAACAUCUCAGACAUAGAUGUGUACAUCUUACUGAAUCUUUUUGAACGGAAUGGAUUUGCACUUUUGACCUGUACAUUGUACUGAUGGAAGCCAUUUUGAAAUUUGCUUGAUAACGUUUGCUGGGACAGAUAUUAUACACUGUGUGCCAUUGAGGAAACAAAAAUGUUUUCUCAUUUUGCAGAAAGGAAUCAAGUGAAAUGCAUAUCAGAGAAUUCAAACUUUUGUAACCAUUGAUCGUUUACUUAAACAUUCCGAAGGAACUUAAUGAAGAGGGUACAGAGAGAAAAAAAAGAGAAGAUCUUUUUGUGGUUGUCACUUGACUGAAUGGAUCCUAAUCAAUUUGUUGUGCUGGGUGCAGCAAAUAGACAAUUUUUAGCGUUAAAGUAGAAAAAAAAAAAACGUAUGUUAUUGUUGAAAUGUUAUUUUAAAAGAGUUUGACUCUCGUGACGUGUAUUAACAAAGUCCAUGGAAGGUUAAAGGAAAAGUCAGUUAUAAUGCAGUUACAUUACAUGUUUUUGACAGUUGAUGGACUGUGGAGAGGACAAGUCACAAAUUAAUACCAAAAAAAAGAGAGUGUGGUACAAUUUCUCAUUUUGUUCAUUUGUUUGAAUCUGUAGAGACGUGGACAAGCCAUGAAGUGUAAACCCUUUGUACAUGCACUGCUUCGAGUAUUUAGCUUUUUCAAGUGCUUUAUAAUGGAAAAAAAAGUCUUUGUCAUGAAAACAAGAAAAACAGCAAUAUGUAUGGCAGUAUUUGUUAAUUUCUUUAUUUAGAAGUGAUGACGGUAAUAAAAUGGUUUUCUCAGUAGUUAUAUUUUAA
Sardina pilchardus (European sardine) is the source of this 3208-nucleotide messenger RNA. RefSeq names its product FOS like 2, AP-1 transcription factor subunit (gene fosl2). The transcript is spliced from 5 exons. Gene Ontology annotation, biological process: regulation of transcription by RNA polymerase II. Gene Ontology annotation, molecular function: RNA polymerase II cis-regulatory region sequence-specific DNA binding; DNA-binding transcription factor activity, RNA polymerase II-specific. Lineage: Eukaryota; Metazoa; Chordata; Actinopteri; Clupeiformes; Clupeidae. The record is from RefSeq and is a predicted model, not a curated record. The coding region runs from base 137 to 1225 and encodes 362 amino acids. Gene Ontology annotation, cellular component: nucleus.